AAUCCAAUGUGAAGUAACAAUUCCCCAAUGAGCAGACCCUCCGCCUGGCUACCAAGUCAUCAUGUUGGGCUUCACAGCCUCGCGCACCCAGAUUGCGACCUACCUCUUUUGCAUCGCGCUCUUCAGCAUAUCGUUCCUGGUCUUUCUCAAUAGCUCUGUCUCCUUCGUCAUCACGCAGCGAAUUGGACAGCAGGACAAAGUCGGCGAUGCGGUCGGCACUCUUGGUUUUGCGGAUGAACUGGUCGCGCUGGUCGCAUGCCCCAUGUGGGGAGUGCUGAGCGAUCGCGUAGGAGUCCGGACGGUGGCGGUAACGGGCUAUACGAUUGUGGGUGUGAGCCUGUGGGUGUUUGUGCAAGCAGGGAACGUGUAUCCGCAAUUGCUGCUUGCGAGGAUGUUCUUUAGCAUUGGGGGCGCGGCGACUGCGACGAUGGUAACAGCCAUCCUCCCUACUAUGACACUCGAUACGUCUUCCUCUGAUCCCCGGUCUCCAGCCAGAGGUCGCAAUGGCACGUCACAUACAAUGGCCGCCUCUAUAUCCUCCGAGCUUACCAUAACACCUGACCGCUUCCGCUCACGCUCUCCCAAUGCAGCUACUCCUGUGAAGAAGUCUACGGCGGCAUCAACCUCACAACUCGCAGGUCUUGUCGGCAUGUUUACAGGCCUGGGCGCACUACUUGCUCUGGGCUUCUUCCUGCCUCUCCCUACGCGGUUCCAGAAAUCCGGCGCCUCACCCUCCGCAGCAGUCGCCGAUGCUUUCUAUGUGGUCGGUGCAGUCGCCAUUGUAAUAUCCGUUCUGUGUAUAUUCGGUCUGCGAAACCUUCCGGGAGAGGAAGAGAAAGGCUUCCGGAGGCUCCUGAGUCUCAAAUAUCACAAACGAGCCGAGACGGCGAGCGUAGACCGCUCACACCUAUCAUACCCCCGCUUGCUCUGGAAAAGCGUAAUACUCGGCUUCAAGAGCACGAACAUAGGUCUGGGUUACCUGGGCGGCUUCGUUGCUCGGGCCUCAUCGGUCGCGAUAUCGCUCUUCAUACCACUCUUCACAAACGCGUAUUUCCUUCGCUCUGGCCUCUGCUCUCCCGCGGACCCUGCGGACCCGGCUGAUAUCAAACACGCAUGUCCCCGAGCCUACAUCCUCGCGGCGAUACUAACCGGCACAAGCCAACUGGUUGCCUUAAUUUGUGCGCCCUUAUUCGGAUACUUAGCCGGGAGAUACACGCGAUUCAACAUUCCAUUAACGGGCGCAGCAGCCGCAGGGAUCAUAGGCUACGUAUGGUUCGGCACGCUGCGAAGCCCAGACCCGAAAACGCAAGGCGGUUCCGGUGCUGUAUUCUUCAUUGUCGCACUUCUUGGCAUCAGCCAAAUCGGAAGCAUCGUCUGCUCGCUCGCGCUCCUCGGACGCGGCAUUCAGAACGACGGAAACGAUGCUGGUAACAAUCACGUAAAUGACUUUGCCAGCCUUGGUUCCAAUGGCGCCACGUAUCCUGAAUCCACAACUCAGCAACGGUCACUCUCUGCUGGCUCGACUCCUCUACCCAGUCCAUCAAUAGCGGAUUCGCACGAAGAGGAGCCGCUUCUGCCAGGUCAUACGCCCAGCCACCUCAGCUUACCAGCUUCGCCUUCGGACUCAAAGUCACAUGCAUAUCUCAAAGGAUCAAUAGCUGGGACGUAUAGUCUAGCUGGUGGUGCAGGGAUCCUGCUUCUGACGAAAGCCGGUGGGGCCCUCUUCGAUAGUGCAGGUCCUGGCAGCCCAUUCUUCAUGAUGGCCGGGUUCAAUGCAUUACUACUCAUCGUAGGAACAGCGGUGGGACUUCGAGAUGCAGUUCGGGGUGGGUGGCGAUCACAACGGUCAUGAUAUGGAAUCGAGCGCACUUCUAUUUCACGAUGCUUCAGCGAUGUACGAUGCGACGAAACAAAAUUCCUGUAUUCUGGUAUUGGGAGUAUUUUUAUACAUUCCGGGGAUUUAAGUUGGCGUAGCCAUGGUCUCGAUACGCACGGUGCCUUGGUUCAUUGGAUCUGGCUGCGGUUCUCCAGUUUCUUUAUCUCAUCAACUAAAAACAACUCAACGUACCACGGUACGACUUUAGCCUCG
Messenger RNA from Mytilinidion resinicola, 2089 nucleotides. RefSeq lists its product as uncharacterized. The transcript is spliced from 2 exons. The record is from RefSeq and is a predicted model, not a curated record. Bases 62 to 1852 code for a protein of 596 amino acids. NCBI's taxonomy places the organism in Eukaryota, Fungi, Ascomycota, Dothideomycetes, Mytilinidiales, Mytilinidiaceae. Gene Ontology annotation, molecular function: transmembrane transporter activity. Gene Ontology annotation, biological process: transmembrane transport.